Molecule: messenger RNA, 1653 nt
Organism: Aspergillus puulaauensis
Lineage: Eukaryota; Fungi; Ascomycota; Eurotiomycetes; Eurotiales; Aspergillaceae
Product: Zn(II)2Cys6 transcription factor domain-containing protein
Exons: 6
Coding region: 1-1653 (550 amino acids)
Biological process (GO): regulation of transcription by RNA polymerase II
Molecular function (GO): DNA-binding transcription activator activity, RNA polymerase II-specific; zinc ion binding
Source: RefSeq, a predicted model, not a curated record
AUGUCACAGAGAGCCAAUACUCGGAGCAGAGCCGGAUGUCUGACAUGCAGGCAACGCCACGUCCGAUGCGACGAGCAACGUCCAUCUUGCCUAGCCUGCCUUGCCGGUAGCCGAUCAUGCAACUAUGCAGCCCCCGUGAUCCCACUUCGGGAUCGAAGGAUGCUGCAAAGGAAUGCACUCCCACCCGGUCAGCAUGCUCCAUGGGCAUUGGCAAAGGCGGAUGGUAUGACAGGUCGAAAUCCGGCACCAGGCUCGGCCAUGGACCCGUUUGAUACACUUCCUAUCAAAAUGCCGUUCAAAUCACAAGAAUUAUAUCACUACUUCUAUCACACCGGCAUGGCCUUUGCAGUGGCUCCGGCAGAUCCAAAAGAUGACUGUAUUGCUCUGGCAACGCACGAUGAACAUGCGCUUCGAAGCACGCUUCUGCUUGCUGGCAUACACUAUUGCUGGAACACUGGCAACUUGCAGGAUUAUGAGUCUGCCUUUCUUUUCCACAAGGUUGAGAGCAUGCGCAUUGUCAAUUCCUGGCUUGGGGCUGGAGGCUCCAAAACAUUUCUCGCCUGUGUGAGACAGAUCUUGACGAUCUCGCUAUCUGAGGCGUGCCUUGGUAAUCUGGCCGCUGCAGAGACUCACCUCAAUGGUGUUAUGGCCCUUUUCGACUCUCAUGGACAGGCAGCCGGUGCCUGUGAUAACGUUGAUGAUAUAGAUGGCGAGCUCGCUAGUCGCUAUCUUCUCCUAACAUCUGGCUUUGUACUUGCCUUGAAAAGCCGUCUUGAAGGUUUUACGCGCUUUCGCACGGCCCAAGGCAUCGACCCCAAUGACGACGGUUCAUCAACUGAGGCCCUGCAUCUAAUAAAAUUGUGGCACAAAAUAGAGCAUAGUGGCCUCGAAACCAGAUUGAAGGCCAUACGUCUAUUCCCGUAUUUCUUCAGCCCGCCCCCGAUCCAUGGCAGCCGGCCUAAAUCAGUAGAUGUUGUGCCUAUCAUGGCCUGUCUCAAAGGAAUGACAGAGGCGGCAGAUCUGGUUUGCCUCAACCCCACAGUUGAGAAUAUUAACCGAGUCUGGAACGAUGGCGGCCCUACAAAGCUGCUCCUGGUUCUCGUUACUUCUCACAUAUCAUCUUUUUCCAAUAGUGAUGAGAACCAAAGUUCUCCAACCGGAGGAAAGACGGCGCAACCACUCCUUCAAUCCUCGUGGAGCGGCAUCUCUGCAACGGUGGUAUUAUAUAUGCACAGCGUGCUCAACAUCAUCAACGCAGGCGAGCCACUCGAGUACCGGCUCCUGUGCCGCAUCCUUCUGAUAUUAAAACGCGACAUUGAACAGACCCGCGCCGACCUGGGCGGAAGCCAUGGAAGCAUGCGACAAUCCCUUUGGUUCUGGAAAGUAUUUCUCGGAGCUCUAGCUCUGUCUAAACACAUGUCCAUCGAUACGCGGACUUCCACGCCUGAGAAAUGGCCGUGCGAGGCGGAACUCGAAGAACUCUAUGAAUGGUUUCGCGACUGUGUUCGCGCUUGGAGUGCUGUCACUGGAACGACGGAUUGGAAGGUUGUGCAGUCUAGACUAGCAAUGUUCGCCUGGCCAGCGGCAUUAUCUCGCGAUGGAAAGGAAUUUGGCGCGAAUAUAUGGGCUCAGAUGAAGAAAACUUACGGCUGA